Messenger RNA from Daldinia decipiens, 2218 nucleotides. RefSeq lists its product as uncharacterized. The record is from RefSeq and is a predicted model, not a curated record. The transcript is spliced from 4 exons. The coding region runs from base 1 to 2100 and encodes 699 amino acids. NCBI's taxonomy places the organism in Eukaryota, Fungi, Ascomycota, Sordariomycetes, Xylariales, Hypoxylaceae.
AUGGCGGAACAUCUCUCUUCGUACGACAAGAUCAAUCAUCCGAAUAUCCAUACUCGUAAUUGGGAGGCCCAAAGUGUUCGUAUAGUGGAGUCUAAGGAUCCGGAAAACGGUGCGUCCCAACAUAGGCCGCUUUCUUGCGGCCGCCCUCAAGUGCCCUUCAAUAGCGAUAACCGCCCAUUCAACCUGAGAGGCCAAUACAACUCGAAGAAUCUAAUACUAAUGCCUACCGAUUUCGUAGAUGAGCGUAGGACAGAGGGAGAUGAAGCCGAAGGAUAUCAGGUCGCUAAGCCUCAUCAGGGGCAGUCAACUUCGAGUUCUUCAAACUCAAUCACAUCUUCUUCUAUCGAAAGUACAAGCACGGCUAGUACGUCUGCUAUCAGAACCCCACCAAGCCCAAAGAACACGGAAGUAGGAGACACAUCACGGCCAGGGGUCCGUUUUUCUGACCGCGGUCCUCCUCGUACGUCUACCGGCCACCCUACGAUCUAUCGGCGGUCCAGCAUCGGAGCUGGGGCGGCAGUAGAAUGGGGCACCCUGUUUGACGAGAACGGGUACGCUACCACACGAAACAAUCAGUUUCUUAGAGGACUAGCAAAAUAUAUCAUCGAUGACUUGGCACCUAGUAGCAGCAGUCUUGUUAUCACGCCCGAGAAGCUAUGUGCUCUCUAUUCGAGAUACAGACUGAACCCGGAGACCUAUCCUUUUAUAGAAAUCCUCAAUUCCAGAGCCAGGGAUGCCCAUGAUCGUCUCGCCGAUUUCUUCACAGAUCUGGACUGUCAGUACCAUCUAGUGCAACCCGAUUUCUACUCUCGGCCACGAGUCCCUGCUCUGACGCCCGCUGGGUUCGCCCAGUAUUUUACCACCUGUAUCCUUGCGCAUCCUGAUGAGGAAUUCCGCCGUCUUGAUAAGAUUGUAUCGGAUGUUCAGCUCGUAGCUGAUACCCCUGUCGAUGGCGAGCCCGAAAGACUUCCUAGACAGUUAUUCCGCAGUCAGUUUCCCGUGAGGCACGAUCCCAAGUCUAAGAAGAUCCUAACCGCUGCCAUUGACGACUUGAUAUACGAUCUUAGGCUGCAGGAGCCGUCUAGCCCGAGGUCCCCACUGGCAAUUAUGCCGCCGCCGCCGCCGUCGCCUGGUACCAAGGACCGAAGUAUCGUCCCCGUAAUCCGUCGUUAUGUCAUUCCCGAAGAGUACACAAGGAGAGACGAAUACAAACUCGCCGCUAGUCCCGAGGCGAAACAACCCUGCCGACGAUACCUACAGAGUAUGAAUGAUGAAAAAUCCGGUCGGGCUCCUAUGGGUAACCGGGACCGUGAACCCUACUACGGGCGAGAGCGAAGCCAUUACAACAAAGAAUCCAGCGGUUACCGACCUGCCCCGUCCGGCGAUGCUGGUAGUGUUAUACUCUAUUCCCCGAAAAGCGCGUAUCAACGCGCGCGGAGUCCGCCGCCCAGGGGCCACCGGGCCUCAGCGCCGGACGUCAGCAGCGCAUCCACGAGCUAUUUCAGGCCCGCCGGGUACCUGCCGCAGCCGCCGCUGACUAUCGCAGAGAGGCGCGAGUACGCAAUGAGCCUCGUAAACCCAGACACGGCGGCUGAAAAUGGCGCUCGAGAGGAGACUAGAAGACGCGAAAGCAGCGGCGGACGGAUCGAGACGGAAUCACCGCUAAUAGAAGCCCCUGCCCAAGGGGGCGGUAAUGAGGGUACGAGUAGUAAAGCGCUGGCUUCGAGUCCAACUACGGCUACGAAUACAUCUUCGACGGCGCUAGUCACCACCACGGCCCAGCGGCAGCACUCACGCCGCGAUAGCAGCUGCAGUAAGAAAGGGAUUACAGAUUCGGCUACAGCAUCAUCGGAAGCAAUGAGCACCGGAGAGAAGAAGCACCACCACGGCCAUAGCCACAGUCAUAGUCACAGCCAUAGCCAUGGACAUCAUCGGCGUCGUAGCGUGGCAGAAGACGAUAAAGGGCCGACGUGGGAGGAAGCAUUAAAGUCGCCGUCCUCUUCUCACCACCAUCGCCAUCACCAUCAUCACCAUAAGACAGAGAGCAGUAGUAAAGGAGGGGGCAGAAGUCAGCAUUCCCGCCGUCACUCUACUUAUUGAAUGUAGUUCUUUGGUCUUGCUUUAUUUUGCUAGACCAAAAGGGGGGUGGGGGGAGGAAGAGUAAGAUAUGGAAAAGGAGGGAGCGUAACAUAUAAGAUCAAGAUCAGGUUGAUUAAGG